This is a messenger RNA of Paramuricea clavata, 2575 nucleotides long. NCBI's taxonomy places the organism in Eukaryota, Metazoa, Cnidaria, Anthozoa, Malacalcyonacea, Plexauridae. The record is from the annotation of a GenBank genome assembly.
GCAGCCACAGUUUAUUAUGCCCAACACAAAGGUCUUCCCAGAGACCAAAUAAACAACAUUAUCCACUAAAUGAUUGUCUUCAUUUUUUGCAGAGCACAUGCAGAGAAAAUCAUUUUGAAACGUACUUCAAAUCUGGCUUUGCGGCUAGACGAACGGCAAUAAACAGAGAUAAGGAAAGAUAAGGAAAAUAUAUUAUUCGAUUAUCAAUUCUGUGGGUUGAGUCGCAUGUUUAAAGAGAGCCACGGUGGUCCAUGUACGAGGGGAAAUUGAAAGGUAAACAAUAGGCACACUGCGAAGUUGAACUGCACGAAAUCUUAAAGCUGUUAACAGAAUCCCUUAUUGAGAGGAUUGUAUAACAAGGAUUUUGUGAAGAUAGCUUUCUUGGUACUCACGUAAUUUACACGAUAACUGAAUAGCUUAUUACCUCUUAAAUACAGCUGUUGUGGAAGAAUUAGAAUGGAGAGACAAGAAGCUUAUAAUUGAGAACACGCGCGAGUGUUUUAUUUCACUGCUUAUUGUAGAAGAAACCUGUUUACCCUUGAAGCACGAUUGUGAAUCUGUUAAAGACAUUCUCCAAAAUGUUUGAUUGAAAACAAGCAAAGGAAACGAUAUAAAACUCAAGUCCACACACAGCUCAGCAUACCAAGAAAGACUUCCCUUCGAAACCUUUACCCAGCUGCUAUCAAAUUUUUACAGGAAAUUGUUAGAGAUUUGGAAAUAUCUAGAGAUUAAAAAAAGAAGCAGAGUUAUUCAUCUUCAAAACUGCAGCAAGACGGUGAACAAAGCAAAUAUGACGUAAAAGAGAACGAAAGCUACGUGGCAUAACUUUAAUUUUGAGAACAAACUCAAUUAAUCACCACCUACACGCAAGAUUAGCAAGCAUUAAAUUCUGAUUCUUAGCAGGUGGGAACAAAAUAAAUUUAAAUCAACAUCGGGCAAGAGAAAUUUGCCAAAAUAUUUCAAACACUGAAUUACGAGUAGUUUAUUGAGACAUUUGCACCGCACCUUGAGAGGGUAAUCAAUAAAUCAAGAGUCUGCAGAGAGCAACAGUCUGUUCAGACAGUCAACAAAGACUUCAGUAACGGAAAAAACUCGAAACGUUUCUAAUAUUAGGGACUCAAUAGGAACUGGCAAACCUGCCUUCAUUCCAAGCCAUAUAAAGAAACCUGAACUAAAAAAUAGGAGGAUCGCAUAAAAAGACUUCGAUAAAGUAAGAUUCUGAGACUGAACCAAUUCAGUAAGUUUCGCGAGAAAGUUUGAGAAAUAGGUUGAAUGAUAUAACAGGAAUACAGGAUCGGAAAAGAGUAAUUACAAGAAGGAAUCGUAAAGCAUUAAACACAAAACUGGGCAUCAACUUAUCAAAGUAAACAGUCCUUUUACAAAGGAACUUCAUUGCAAGAAAAUCUCCCAAAAAAUGGCUAACGGUUCGCUACCAAACAACACAGACACAGCCCUCGUGCCAGAGCCCUAUGCAUCGAUGGUAAUCCGGCUCACAUUAUACGCUGUCGUCUUCAUCUUAACCGUGAUUGGCAACAUCGUGGUGAUUAUGGUGAUUAUGAAAAAUCGUAAACUCCGAAGCAUUGAGACGAAUUAUUACGGCUACUAUUUACUAAACCUUGCCAUUGCCGACCUUAGCGUAGCUCUUCUGGUCAUCCCUUUUACCGUAGUUUAUAACGAGUCCGGUGAUUGGCCAUUUAGUGCAUUUCUAUGCAAAGUAAUCCCCACGCUACUGGUGGCUAGUCUAUGUGCAUCAAUAUUGACACUCCUAGUGCUGACAUGCGAACGGUACUGGUCGAUCUGUUAUCCGUUUAAACAAAGUUUGACGAGAAACAAACUAUUGGUAAUACUAGGCCUCGUUUGGUUCCUAAGCUUCGCCGCGGCGUCGCCAGAGUUGGUCGUGUACGAACUCAAUACGGAGCACGUCUCCGGGGCACAGAUACAAGAAAAAUACCCGUGUGCCGAGCAGUGGUCAAGCAACAAACAAAGACAGGCCUAUACUGCAUUCUUGUUCAUAUUCUCGUACCUUCUCCCGUUAGUUGUUAUCUUAGCAGCUUACUUGAGGAUCGUUUACGAACUUCAAACUUCCAAGGCCGAAUGCUUCGGACCAAAUGACGAAGACCACAUAAAAAAGACCGUUAGGGUCUUAAUCAUCGUCGUAGCGAGCUUCGCCUUAUGUUACCUACCCGAGAAAGUACUCUUCAUUUGGAUAGAUUACGGAAACGGUGGCUACUAUCCUUAUAUUGACAUUCUCAUGAAGUAUUCCUACUUUUUUCAGUGGUUUAAUUCCUGUCUCAAUCCGAUCAUUUACGGCGCGGUCGAUAUAAAUUUCCGGAAUUUUUAUGCGUCGUUGUUACGGCACUGUUCUGGAUUCAAGACAUACAGCAGUGAAAUUAAGAGGAGAUUAAGUGUCGUGAAAAUAUCCAAACAUGGUGAGUGACAUGUUAUGAUUUGUGUGUGUGCUGGUGUUAUGUACUCAGGUGAAUAUGAUGUUUGUGAUGUUACUGUGAGUCAAGGGUGGGUUGUAGCGAAGUAGUUGUAGUUCGCUACUGUAGCGAACUACAAUUUUCAAGUAGCC